Suhomyces tanzawaensis NRRL Y-17324 is the source of this 722-nucleotide messenger RNA. RefSeq names its product phosphoglycerate mutase. The transcript has a single exon. Gene Ontology annotation, molecular function: fructose-2,6-bisphosphate 2-phosphatase activity. The coding region runs from base 54 to 722 and encodes 222 amino acids. Gene Ontology annotation, biological process: positive regulation of DNA repair; negative regulation of glycolytic process; negative regulation of programmed cell death. The record is from RefSeq and is a predicted model, not a curated record. NCBI's taxonomy places the organism in Eukaryota, Fungi, Ascomycota, Pichiomycetes, Serinales, Debaryomycetaceae. Gene Ontology annotation, cellular component: cytosol.
AAGGCUAAGUUCAGAUCAAGUAACCGAACACUUAGAUCUGCAAGAGAACUACUAUGACUAUUCCAGUAGCCUCCAACACCGACCCCAAAGUGCUACGGGUCUUUGUGGUCAGACAUGGCCAGACAGACCACAACGUCCAGAAGAUUCUCCAAGGACACAAAGACAUUGACAUCAACGAACGAGGCGCUUCACAGGCUGUCUUGGUGGGCAAGGUGUUUGCUUCCAUUCCUCUUGACGACAUCGUCUCGUCCGACUUGGUCAGAUGCAAGAAUACAGUCUCGGAAAUUGCCAAGUUCCAUCCAGAGGUAGAAACCGCCUACACUUACAACUUCAGAGAACGCAACAUGGGGCCAGUUGAAGGCAUGUACCUCACAGAAGCAAAGGAGAAGUACGGGGAUAACUACAGAAACAUGGGCGAACAGCCCAAGGAGUUCAGGGAAAGAGUGGAGUCAGAGUGGCUCAAGGUGGUGGCAAAGAACAACGACAGCACCAAUAUAGUCUUGUGUACACAUGGUGGUGUUAUAAGCAUGUGGGCAAACUACUUAUAUAGAGAGAAAGGAUUCAAAUCCAGGGUGAAUGAAGAGAAGUUGAAGUUCCCGUUCAACACCUCAAUCACAGUGAUCGAUGUGCAUAAAGGGACAGGCGAAGGUUGGAUCCAGGACUUCGGAAGCACGGAGCACUUAGGCGGGCACUUCGAAGUGAAGGACCAAGAGAUUAGAUAA